Messenger RNA from Momordica charantia (bitter melon), 485 nucleotides. RefSeq lists its product as uncharacterized. Lineage: Eukaryota; Viridiplantae; Streptophyta; Magnoliopsida; Cucurbitales; Cucurbitaceae. The record is from RefSeq and is a predicted model, not a curated record.
CAUUCGCUUCAUAUUUCUUGCCGUUUUCCGAUCGUCGUUUCCGGAGCUGCGUUGGCCGACUUGUCGGAUCUCUCUCUCUCUCUCUCGGUGGAAGGCAAUAACAAACGAUAAAGAUGCAUGAAGAAAUUAUGGGAAGAAUUGAUAGAAAAUCAUCCAUAGAAAAUGAGCCAAGGACUCUCAAAAUGCACCAAAUUCAAUUUGCAAGGGAAGCAGCACUCUAUAUCCUAAACACCACCACAAUAGAUGAAGCAAUGAGGAUUUUCACAGAGGGAUUAGAAACAGUAGAAUGCAAAGCAACUCGAGAUAGAAAUAUAAAUGGGAGGAAAAAACAAGUCUACUAUGAAGAAGAACUUAGUGAUUUAGAACCUCUUUAUCGAUUCAGAGAUAUUGUCUCGGCCCCUUUUUAACUGAGCUAUGACUAUUAGUCUCAUAACUAUUAAUAUUGAAAUUAUUUAUAUAUAUAGUUUUUUUUACUAGUUUUAGUA